This is a messenger RNA of Rosa chinensis, 1096 nucleotides long. Its product is annotated as magnesium transporter MRS2-I. Gene Ontology annotation, molecular function: magnesium ion transmembrane transporter activity. The transcript is spliced from 9 exons. The record is from RefSeq and is a predicted model, not a curated record. Lineage: Eukaryota; Viridiplantae; Streptophyta; Magnoliopsida; Rosales; Rosaceae. Bases 1 to 669 code for a protein of 222 amino acids. Gene Ontology annotation, biological process: magnesium ion transport.
AUGGAGAUGCAUGGAACCUCCAAGGAGAUCGUGCCUCCGACUUCAGAUCUAACUAUACGGCCAUCAAGUCCAACACUCCAACCAGACAGGAUCAUCAAAACCCUGAUCAGCAGUCGUAAUUUGGAUCGAGUGCAUAAGCUGAAGAGUGCAAUGACCAAGUUGACAAAUCGGGUUCAAAAGGUAAGGGAUGAACUUGAACAGCUACUUGACGAUGACGAUGAUGAUGACAUGGCUGACCUUUACUUAUCAAGAAAGUUGGUUGGGACUUCACCUGUGAGUGACUCUGGUGCUCCAAAUUGGUCUUUCGCCUCUCCUACUAUAACCAUAGGCUCUAAAGUAUCCAGAGCUAGCAGGGCAAGUGUAACAACAGUUCAGGAGGAGAAUGACGUGGAGGAGCUUGAGAUGUUGCUCGAGGCCUACUUUAUGCAAAUUGAAGGCACGUUGAAUAAAUUGACCACGCUGCGUGAAUACAUUGAUGACACAGAGGAUUACAUUAACAUCCAGCUUGACAAUCAUCGGAAUCAGCUAAUUCAGCUAGAGCUGUUUCUGAGUUCCAGAACUGUUUGUGUGUCUAUAUAUUCUUUGGUGGCUGCAAUAUUUGGCAUGAACAUUCCAUAUACAUGGAACGAAAAUCAUGAGCAUGUAUUCAAAUGGGUAUGUACAGUGUAAAUUCUUGUUGGACCAUCACAUUAUCAAUUUUAAUGCUUAGGUCAAACCUCAAAUUGAAAAAAGAAAAAGAAAAAAGAAGGUCUUAUAUGUGUUGAUCAGUUGCAGAACAUGGAAUAAGUCAUUACAGUUUCAGUCUCCUUUGGUGUUCAAAGCUACAGAACUAUUAUAUAAUAUCAGGUGUAACUAAGUAAACUGAAUGGUUUUGUUGGAAUUCAUCAUCAGUGCAGAGAUAUAUAAGAAUUGUGAGAGGAACAAAUGAAUGAUAUAUUAUUGAUAAGAAACAUGCUAGCAGCACAUGAAACCUAAACUUAUCUAAAAUUUGCCAUCUCAUCCUAUUCUAAUUGCCCUACAGUUUAGUUGUCCUAUUAGUUAAUUAUGAAGUGGGCUGAUGGUUCACUGUUUAUGUUAGACUCUCUAUCUAAUGUUU